GGUUGCACGGUCCCUCUGUAAGGGAUUUAUGAAAUCGUGGGAUAUAAAAUUGAUAAUCUGUUUGAGUCCAUAAAGUUGCGUAAUAAAGCAGUUCUAUAUACUUCACUAUACUCAACACUAAGGAAUAUUUUAUCCGCAUGACCUUGCACUGAAUGUCAUUAUAGAAGGAUUGUUAUCUGUGGACACGGAUACUGGCCACAAACAUGGAGAUUGUCACACAUCUCAUAAAUGACACCAUUGAAUUCUACAAAUGGGGCCUAACCAUAGCAGACAAGCGGGUAGAAAAAUGGCCGCUUAUGGACUCUCCUCUGCCCACGCUGGCAAUCAGUUCAUCCUAUCUGCUCUUCCUGUGGUUGGGGCCCAAAUACAUGAGGAACCGCGAGCCUUUGCAGCUCAAGAAGACCCUCAUUGCCUACAACUUCAGCAUGGUCUUCUUUAACUUCUUCAUCUGUAAAGAGCUCUUCAUGGCAGCACGGGCAGCCAGCUACAGUUACAUCUGUCAGCCAGUAAACUAUUCAGACGACCCCAACGAAGUCAGGAUAGCAGCGGCGCUGUGGUGGUACUUUGUGUCUAAGGGGGUGGAGUACCUGGACACAGUGUUCUUCAUCCUCAGAAAGAAGUUCAACCAGGUCAGCUUCCUACAUGUUUACCAUCACUGCACCAUGUUUACCCUCUGGUGGAUUGGUAUCAAGUGGGUUGCAGGAGGGCAGUCAUUCUUUGGGGCACACAUGAAUGCCGCCAUCCACGUGCUGAUGUACCUGUAUUACGGUCUUGCCUCGUGUGGGCCGAAGAUCCAGAAGUUUCUGUGGUGGAAGAAGUACCUCACCAUUAUCCAGAUGAUCCAAUUCCACGUAACUAUUGGACACACGGCCCUGUCUCUCUACAUGGACUGUGACUUCCCCCACUGGAUGCAUUACGCCCUCAUCUGCUAUGCCGUCACCUUUAUUGUCCUCUUUGGAAACUUUUACUACCAGACCUACCGCCGGCUGCCUCGUCGCGACCGUGACAGCUCCAAGGCUGCCAAGGCCCUUGCUAAUGGGGCUAUUAACGGGCUGAGCAAGGUGGCCAAUGUAGCGCAGAUGGCAGGCAAGGUGGAUGAGAAGCUGGAGAAACAAGAGAACGGGAGGAGGAAGAGGAAAGGGAGGGCCAAGCGUGACUAGAGAGAUGAGAGAGGUAGAGAGAAAGGGAGAGACAGAGAGAGAAAGACAGAGGAGAGAGAGAGAAAAAGAUUGUGGUUAAUGCAGGCUGGCUCUGACUGGUCUGGCUGUUAAGAGAGCUGGGGAGUAUGGGACCCUGUAAUGUGUUGGGAAUUGAAGACACAUGGUUGUUGCUGUGUGUGAGAGAGAUGUCUGUGUCAGUUAUCUGUUUCAAAAUUAUCAUAACAUAGUGUACAGCUAUUACAGUUACUCUCUGGUAUGGGAAACAUGGUUCCUGUCUGUGCAGUGGUACUUGGUGGUGGUACUGCAGACCGGAAUGUUUAUUUUAUUUUAUGUCUAAUACACUUUGGGUGUGUUUAUUGAGAUUGUUCAAUGUGCAAGACAUCAAACUGAAUAAACUCUACAAUGGAAAACCAUGUCAGAUAAACUAAAUUAAAGACACCGAAUAUUGCUGAAAGGAAACUUAAUUUGAACUUCAGAUGAGAACUGCUGUGGAGAAAGGAACACCACAGACACACAUACAGUUAUGACAGUUUGUCUUUGGGCUUUAUGUGACGUGUCAGUGUCAUAUGUCUUUUUUUACAGAAAAUGUCUUACAAUAAUGUGGAUAAUUUUUUGUCCUUGAUCAGGUUUUUGUCCAUGUUACAUUUUGCCUAUUCUAUGCGAUGCCAUGAACUGAGAAACAGAGAGAGAGAGAGAGAGCGAGAGAGUGAGAGAGAAAGAGACAGACAGAGUGGACAGAUAAGAGAGAAGGAGCAGAAACAUGCCCGUCAGUUACCUUGUGAAAAUACUGGAAAAAUAAUACAGUUUUAUUAGAAAAUGUCUGUGACCAGUUAUUUUCUAAUUACUCAGUAAUUAAGUCAAUCACGCUGAAGAUUUAACCUCUUUUUAUUAAAACAAAACAAUUACUUCUUAAACAAACUUCUCAAACUCUUCUAAAAUUAAUCUGUGAAAGAUUAGAUUGGAAUAGAAAAUCAUAGAAUAUGAUCUCUUUUCGGAGUUAAAUAUUUUUACAUAGUUUCUUCCUUGAGACGUGUCCCUGUCACUGAUGAGCAGUGACAAUCAGUGAUGUUAAGGCUUUGUUUCUGGAAGUUUCAACAAAUUUAAGUUAUCUAACAAACAGUGUUAUCCAACAAAUAUAUAUAGAGGUUUCUUCCAUGUACUUUAAUUUGGGGACAUGAAGGUACAAUUGCAAAUGAAAGCUUUCGUGGAAUAGCAAUGUAUCCAUAGCUACAACAGAGAAUGGUUAUGCUCAACCCAUAAAUAGUACAGAACAGCUGAACAGUCCUUUGCUCAGUCUGCUGCAUAUCACUCAAUUAUCUAUCAGACAACGUCAUGGAAUGUUAUUAGAUUUAUUUU
Molecule: messenger RNA, 2516 nt
Organism: Hypomesus transpacificus
Lineage: Eukaryota; Metazoa; Chordata; Actinopteri; Osmeriformes; Osmeridae
Product: elongation of very long chain fatty acids protein 4-like
Exons: 7
Coding region: 204-1160 (318 amino acids)
Biological process (GO): fatty acid elongation, saturated fatty acid; very long-chain fatty acid biosynthetic process; sphingolipid biosynthetic process
Cellular component (GO): endoplasmic reticulum; endoplasmic reticulum membrane
Molecular function (GO): fatty acid elongase activity
Source: RefSeq, a predicted model, not a curated record